Musa acuminata AAA Group (dessert banana) is the source of this 453-nucleotide messenger RNA. RefSeq lists its product as uncharacterized. The transcript has a single exon. Bases 1 to 453 code for a protein of 150 amino acids. The record is from RefSeq and is a predicted model, not a curated record. Lineage: Eukaryota; Viridiplantae; Streptophyta; Magnoliopsida; Zingiberales; Musaceae.
AUGGCGCGAUACGGAACCUUUGAUGCUCUGAUGUGCAGAGCGUUUCCUACCACUUUGAGAGGGCCGGCCCACGCGUGGUAUGGCGGCCUGAAGACCGGGACUAUCACUUCCUUCGACCAGCUCGCCAAUGACUUCGAUCUCCACUUCGUAGCCUAUGCACGGCCAAAGCCUUCCGCGGCACUACUCCUCGGACUCAAACAAAAGGAGGACGAGCCACUCUCACAUUUUGUGGAUCGCUUUGCCAUGCAAAUCCGGGGUUUGCCGGACACUCAUCCCUCUCUGUUAGUGCAGGCGUUUAUAAUGGGCCUGCGACCUUCUAGACUCCUCUGGUCUCUCGUGGAGCGACCCCCCACCACGGUGCUAGAGAUGCUUCAGCGGGCUAACCAGUACAUCGCGGCGGAGGCCUGGGCGGCCGUAGGGAGAAGGGACGACAUUCGGCAGCGGGCUCUAUAG